AUGGUCUCAUCUUCCGAGGGGUACCUCUGGACCCCGAAAGGUCCGACCGAUGGUCUCGAGACUAAGGCAUCGAUAGCUACUCCUUCGAUUCGUAGCGAUUGCUACGAUGUCGUGGUUAUUGGCGCUGGAUUUGCUGGUCUGGUCGCUGCACGAAACAUCACGCAACAAACACGCGCUCGUGUGCUCUUACUGGAUGCCAGAGACAGAAUCGGAGGGCGAACUUGGACCGCCAUCGUCGCUGGCGAAGAAAUCGAAAUGGGCGGCACCUGGGUCCACUGGAAUCAACCGCACCUUUACGCCGAGCUCGUACGCUAUGGCCUACACCGCAACCUCAAGGCAUCUGCCGGCACAUCCGAAGCCGUGAACCAAUACUACAAAGGAGGUGACGCUGUGAUAGAAGAAGUAUCGCCUGAAGAGUUUGGCGAGAUAUCCGAGAGAGUUUGUGCGAAGCUUUUCCAGAUUGAUGGACUAAGCAGCCGCGAGCUUAUGCCUUUUCCACACGAUCCACUACGCGACCCAGCGCCUUGGAAGAAGUAUGAUCACCUUAGCGUGCAGGACCGACUCGAUCAGAUGAAAGAUGUAUCGAAGCACGAGAAAGCAGUCUUCGCAAGUUUAGUGAAUUCAUUCGGAAGUGCUCCACCAGAAGAUACUGGGCUCGUGGAAGUACUUCGCUGGUACGCCUUGGGAGGCCAUACAAUGGCCCAGACUUUCGAAUUAGCUGGUACCUACAAGAUUGGGACAGGAGGCAUGACCAAUUUUGCCUUAUCUAUCCUAAGGGACUACAAAGGCGAUCUAUCAUUGAAAACACCGAUUAGCCAAAUUAGCCAGGAUCCCAACGUUGUCGCCAUCACCACAAGAGCUGGAAAGCAAAUCAAGGCCAAAUACCUGAUCUCGACGAUUCCACUGUAG
Didymosphaeria variabile is the source of this 909-nucleotide messenger RNA. RefSeq lists its product as uncharacterized. Gene Ontology annotation, molecular function: oxidoreductase activity. The coding region runs from base 1 to 909 and encodes 302 amino acids. Lineage: Eukaryota; Fungi; Ascomycota; Dothideomycetes; Pleosporales; Didymosphaeriaceae. The transcript is spliced from 2 exons. The record is from RefSeq and is a predicted model, not a curated record.